GGCCCAAGGUCUCUCAAGUCUGAACCGCGUCGGUCCAGAAUCAGAUUACUGAGCCCUUUGCCCCUAACUCGCGCGGCCGCCGCCGGCUCGCCGGAGGGCGGCGAACCGUGACUCGCGAGGCGCCCUGCUACCACGGACGCGUCUGUCCACGCGCCUAGGUGUGUCUCGCCCUUCUCUCUCUGUCUCCUCUCCCAUUCCUUCCGUUGGGUCGGGCUCGUACGAGCGCUGGAGAGCGCGGGGUCGCCGUGCCGUGGCUGAGGCCGCGCCGGCGAUCCGAAAGUGGCCGCGGCGGCGGCAUGUUCGAUGGAGGCGUUGUCGUUUCGGUUUCGAGGAGAGGGGUCGAUCUGAGGGGGAGUCUUAGUAGGAUGUCAAACACCAUGGUAUGGACACCCUAAUUUGUUUAGUCCUCACCCCUCAGAUGAUGUGAUGUACAACUUGAUCCACUCAGGUCUGGCUGACUUGGUCUAUUGGAUUUAGAUCAGGCGCCCUGCCACCGUGAGGGUCCAAUGGCGGUUGUCAAUCCUGUUAUUUUUUACAGUCACCAUGGCGAGGCCCUAUAGUUUUCUUCAAGGGGGCAAGUACCUCUGUGAAGAAGAGGCUCUCGGUUGUCAAUCCUAUUAUUUUUGACAAUGAUGACGAGGGCCCGGUAGUAUUCAUUGGGAAAGUAUCUCCUUGAAGACGAGGCUGACCCCUUAAAGGUUUGGUUCAUCAAUUGCUACAAGGUCACAAUGAUGAAUAAUUUAGCGUUGAAGAUGUUGAUGGAAAUCAAAAGCCACAAGGUCACAGUGAAGAUCAUGCAAACUCAAGGAGUAGGAAUGGUGGAGCACAAAGUGGAAGACCCAAGAAGACACUCAAGGUACCACAUUGAUACCAAGCACUGAACAAACCAUGUUAGCUUAUAUUGAUCUCAGGAGAGAGCAAGCAAGCAUGGGACAGAAAGGGUCAAGCAAGGACAACAAUACUCGAUUUCAAGGUGCUGCCUGGUGUGGAUGAUGGUUCUGAUGAGAUCAAGGUCCUUACCUCUGCUGUUUUUAAAGAUGCAGCAAGUUGAGAGUUUUUUCUCUGCUGGGAAUCACUACUCUGUGGUUUGUGUUUGAAGAACUGGCUAAGCCUGGAACUCAAUUGCUUCCAUUAGGAGCCUCUCCUGCCGUUUUCCCGGUCAAAAAAAAAGAGUGUGAUUGAACAUCGCUUGAGGAGAUUGACGAAUGUCACUAAAAACCAAUUGUGCUUUAUGCCUGGGAGAUCAACUACGGAGGCGAUUUUGCUUCUGAUGUGGGUGCCAUGGCUGUUCGAUGAAAUGCUCCCAAGUACUGGCAGGCUUCAGUGUCCAUUGUGUCCUAGUUUGUAGCCAAUACUUCAGAUGGAUGCUGAAUGUGCGGUUGUUGACUAAUCUAUUUGGUUUUACGUUGUAUUAGAUUUGCAAAGGAGCUAUUGUUCCAUGCAGAUACUUAAAUUACUAUUUUAUUGGUAGUCUUCUUUAUUCCACCGCAUUUAAAUAACUCACUCCAUGUGGUACUGUGUUUAUAACCUGGUGGCCUUUGUCAAGAGGCAUGACAGCCCCAACGAACUACCAACUGAUGGAUAAGUCUCUGGAGGCACAAAUUCAGAAGUCAACUGAUGCCGAGUUAACUGGAGGAAAUAUUUUGAUGUAACCUGAUAGCAAUAUGGCGCCAGGAUUCUGACCAUUUACUAUCAGGUAGCAAAGACAAGUCUUCUUUAGUUUCUUUGACCUUAAUUUUGCCAAUGCCAUAAGUUUUUCAUUUAAUUGCAGUAGUAUUUAGUUGCAAAAACUAUUCAUUUUACAAACUACAACCUUUGCAUCUACAAUAGUUUGGUUGCAUUUGGAAGGUAAUUUCGUGCAGCAAAGCUGUUGCUACGACCUCACACCGACACACAGUUCAUAAUGGUCGUUAAUCAAACAAAGGUGAGGGAUCUUCCCUCAUUUACUUCUCUGAUUAUGUCUGUUGAGUUGCAAACCAUGAUUACUAACUAUGUACAGCCCAGAUUUAGCUGCUAGACUAUUGUUGACUAGGUGUGUUUAUUGUUGUUCUCCGAAGCAAACAUGCGCCACUCAUUGUGGAUCAGGCUAUAGCUAUACAAGGAAAUCUAGAAGUAGGUUUCUUUUAUGGUUGUUGUAACCUUUUAGUUUUUAUUUACUACACCUAGAUUUGAUGUUGGUAGUAGUUUUUCCAUUCUACUUAGUAGUUAGCAUCCUACCUAUUCCUUAUGUACCUUGGUAUUUCAGAUGGUUCACAGGCUUGGCUGAAAUAUUUGUUGCAGUUUAAUGCCUUUUGCCAUAUAUCCUUUUCCUUUACACUGCACUAAGUAACCUCCAGUUAUGCCAAGAUACAAAGUGAUUAUUCAAGAUACAAAGUGAUUAUUGUUGAGGUAUGUUAUUUUCAUUUGAAUAAUUGAUUCUGGCCAUGAAAAACUCGUCUUUCCGCUUGUCAACUGCUUUAUUGAGUGAGUACACAGGGAGUUGCAAGGCAAAUGAUUCCACUCAUCCCUCUACUUCAGUCUGUUUUUGGUGGGCUGGCAUGUUGCACAAAGCAUUUCUUCACGGAUAGUGUCCUCAUUAGUAAUUAGACUCCAGAUCCCAUCCAUUGCAAGAAAAUGUUGUGUUUGUUCCAUAUGAGUAUGGCUAGCAUGUGGGCCACGUUCGUUUGCCAAAAAAAAAUGGUUCACUUUUCUGUGAGGAUGCUUAUGAUCACCUACUCCGUCCGAUCCAUAAUAAGUGUCUCAGGUUUAGUACAACUUUGAACUAAACCUGAAACACUUAUUAUGAAUCAGAGGAAGUAGAUCCUAACAAAAAGACCUCACCUGGACUAUUUAUAUCCGCGGACAAUACCAUCCAUUUCUUUGGCUCAUAUGAUCUUGAGCUAUCCCACAUUUUUUACUUUAUUUAGAAAUAAUUCUUCUCAUGAUGUAGUAAAGAAAUGGUUAUUACAGCUUUAGAUGAGUGCUUUUGCUCAAGGCGAUUUGAUUUUAUCAUCAUGAUGUUCUCCUAAACAGGAAAUAUUUGGUAAACAAUAGGUUUAGUCUACUUUCUUCCUGAUGUUCUUCUGGGAAGGAAGAUGUAUUUGGUAAAUAAUACCAGGAUGGCAUCUUCUUAUUCUAUUCAAACCACAAUAGAGUUAUUUUACCCAAGAUUUUGUGAUUAUUUAUUAUGUUAUUUCUUCGCAUUCUUUCAUUACAUAUUUCCUCCUCAUAUCCGUCCCCCACAUCUCCUCAUAUCCCUCCGUCACAUCUCCCUAACCCUGACCUACUCCUCUUGCUCCCCACGCGAGGUCUCUGGCGGCGGCUUCCUCCGCUGGCCAUGGAGACAGACGUGGACAGGCCUAGUUCCAAUUACAGGAGGAGGAAAUCAGCGGCGGUCGAGAGCAACAAUGGUACGCUGUCGCCAUCGGCGGUGACGGAAUCGCCAGAUCUGGGAGUGGGUGAAGGUGAAGGAGGCGUGGAUCGCAUCAGCAACCUCCCCGACGAUAUCCUUGGCGAGAUCAUAUCGCUCAUCCCCACCAAGGACGGCGCCUGCACCCAAACCCUUGCGUCUCGGUGGCGCUACCUUUGGUGCUCAGCCGCCCCGCUCAACCUCGACUGUCGUGAACUCCCCGCCAGUAUGGAUGCCUGUGCCAAUGUUGUCUCGCAGAUCCUUUCCUCCCACCUGGGACCCGGCCGCCGUUUCUGCAUCCAUUCGCACUACCUCUUCUCUGGAUGGACCGCUGCUUUGGAUGUCUGGCUCAGGUCUCCGGCCCUCAACAACCUCGAGGAGCUUGAUUUUUACUGUCGGUCUCAGACCCUCGACGACCUCAAGCGUCGGGUGCUUGAUUUAUCCUAUGUCAUGAACUAUGAUCCAAAAAUGUUGGUCAAGAAUCGUGAUCCAAGAAAACGGUUGGUGCCGCCGCCAGCAUCCACCUUCCGAUUCGCUGCCACCCUCCGUGUUGCCACCAUCGGAAACUGCUAUCUGCUCUUCACCCUAAUCCAAUCACUUCACUUCCCCCAUCUUAGGAAGCUUGCACUUGAGCAUGUCUGCCUCUCAGAGCGCUGUCUGUAUGGCAUGAUUGCUGCUUGCCCUGCCCUGGAGUGCUUGUUGAUUGAAUUAUGCCAUGGCUUCCGUUCCUUCUGGGUCAACUCCAUUGGACUUAAAUCCAUAGCCAUGACAGUUGGUCUUUAUAAAGGGGGACGUUUCCAGUUUAAGGAGCUCAUCAUUGAGAAUGCUCCCUGCCUUAGGUUGCUCCAUGUUGGCCUACACUUUGACCUGCAUGUAUCCAUAGUCUCUGCCCCUAAAUUGGAGACCUUAGGCUGCUAUUUUUAUCAGAAUUUCCCCUCAUACAGGCUCGCGUUUGGCUCCACAAUUAUUCAGGGAAUUCCUGUUGAUAGCUUGGCAAUGGUGGUGCACACAGUCAAGAUUUUAGCUCUCUCUGUUCAUAUUCUAAGUUUGGAUACGGUUAUCAAGUUCAUGAGAUGCUUUCCGUGCUUGGAGAAGCUUUACAUUGAGACAUGUGAAAAGCCGCCAGACAAUGUGUGGCGUCGUGAACACCAGGAGCUGAGUAGAUGUUUUGACAUCCCUAUGAAGACAAUAGUGUUGCAGUUCUACCGAGGCACCAAGCUGGAAGUUGACUUCCUAACAUUCUUUGUUUUGAAUGCAAAAGUGUUAGAGUUGAUGACAGUUACUGUUGAAGACAACUAUUUCAAUGAGGAGUUCUUGGCACUGCAGCGCAUGAAUCUUCAGCUAGAAAACAGGGCUUCAAGAGGUGCUCGGUUUCGUUUUACAACCAAUAGACGUCUCCGCAAUGUUUCCAGCAUUGAGCAUGUCCAUGAUUUGGAUUUAGCUGAUCCAUUCAUGCAGUGAUGUUGAAACUGGUUUUGUCCUGUUGUCCAUCUCAUCGGUUCUUUUGUCCAACCUUGAAUUGUUCUGUGGAUUGUAAUAUUUUGAGUUUGUAUUUUUUUUUUCUCGAACCUCAUGACAUUUAAUUACCAAACUUACUGUAUCGUCAGUUUUUGAUAUUCUAUGUGACUAAGCUAGAAUUCGUGAAACCUUGUCAUGCAAAAUCACCGUGACAAUAGCUUUACAGUCA
Molecule: messenger RNA, 5075 nt
Organism: Brachypodium distachyon (stiff brome)
Lineage: Eukaryota; Viridiplantae; Streptophyta; Magnoliopsida; Poales; Poaceae
Product: F-box/FBD/LRR-repeat protein At1g13570
Exons: 5
Coding region: 3167-4849 (560 amino acids)
Molecular function (GO): protein binding
Source: RefSeq, a predicted model, not a curated record